This is a messenger RNA of Rotaria socialis, 978 nucleotides long. The record is from the annotation of a GenBank genome assembly. NCBI's taxonomy places the organism in Eukaryota, Metazoa, Rotifera, Eurotatoria, Philodinida, Philodinidae.
AUGGGCAAUGCUCUAAUAAUAGUGAGCGAUGAUGUAUGUGAAGAUGGAUGCGCAUUUACAAUCGGUUGGGUUAUGUUUGGAAUUAUUUUUAUGUUGAUUGUAAUCAGUAUUUGCAGCAUCUAUCAUGUUUUUUGCAGUAUCUAUCAUGUUAUUUGCAGUAUCUAUCAUGUUAUUUGCAGCAUCUCUGAUGUUGAUAGACAAAAACAACCAGAAAUAGCAACAAAUGAAAAUAAAAAAGAAUUGUCACAAUGUGAAGAUACAACAGGUAACUUGUAUGAUACUAUUUCAGUGCAUUUUCCGUUGAUUGUUACUAUCGAAAAAAUUCCGAUCCUUCACAACGUUGGUUUAUUUUCGAGUCCGACAUCUCGUACUAGUUGUGUUGUUAGUGUGGAUAUUUAUGCGAUAUCAACUGUUGAAAUAAAUAAAUCAAUUGCUCAAGUUUUUCCAUCGCCUUCAAUCAAAGAACGAGAAUUGAUUUGUUAUUGUGAUGGUAGUUAUUCUCAUUACAAGCAAAUAGGUCAUUCUGGUUUUCGAGCUUCGGAUGGAGAGCAUAGAGUUCGUCUUUAUUAUCCUUGCCAUCCAAAAAAUGGCAGUACUGAGACAGAAGUUCUUGCUGCAUUUCUUGCCAUACAAUAUGCAUUAGAAAAACAUUACAAUACAUUAAUUAUCUAUACGGAUAACUCAAAAGUUGAACAACUUCUUACACGUCCCAAAAAGAAAGAUAAUAUUAAUUAUCCUCAAUUCGGUCAAAUUAUUAAUCAAUAUAAAAACAACAAGAUAAAUAAUCAUGUUAUUAAGGUGGUACGCGUCCGUGGGCAUACAUCCAGAUAUGAACAAAAAAAAUGUAAAACAAACUAUGAAUUUGCCAAAAUUGAUCAAACUGUGAGAAAAAAAACCCGUCAAUGUAAAGCACGAUGGUGGAGUCGAUCCGGGGGAAUCUAUUGUUAUUAUUGGUACGAGCCACUUCGUUAUUCCUAG